AUGGAACUUACAUCUUUGCCUAAAUUCCUUUGGACAAGUGACAACAAGCUUCUGCAUCACCAUUUUCCAGACAUACUGGCUACUGUUCAUACCACACAAGACAUCCCUGAAGAAGUUGUUUUUGGACCAUGCAUGCUCCAGAACACUCUGCUGGACACUGUAGCUUUCAUUGCUCUCAAGUGUUCUGACAGACGGAACAUCCACUAUGUAUUUAAGGUGGAUGUUACAUCUGUGCACAGUCCCACAGGACUGCCUUGGAUGAGACUUGUGCAAGCAGCUGCCCAUAGCAAGGAGCAGAACUUGGAAGCCUACUUGGAAAACAGUCAGUUAUACUAUCGCUCCACCAGGAAAAUCAGCAAAAACGAGGAGCUGCUUGUCUGGUAUGAUGAGGAGCUCUCCAGCCUCUUGGGUUUCAAUGAGAUAAAAGCUCAGAGGCCCCAGAAUGUCAAUCAUCCCCAUGAACCAAAGGUGCAGUAG
Molecule: messenger RNA, 477 nt
Organism: Serinus canaria (Common canary)
Lineage: Eukaryota; Metazoa; Chordata; Aves; Passeriformes; Fringillidae
Product: PR domain zinc finger protein 8
Exons: 3
Coding region: 1-477 (158 amino acids)
Biological process (GO): regulation of DNA-templated transcription
Cellular component (GO): nucleus
Molecular function (GO): protein binding
Source: RefSeq, a predicted model, not a curated record